UAUAAAUCGUGGCAGCUCCGAACUGAAAAAACAGAAUGCGAGGUCUGAGUGGUUUUGCUGAGAAAUGGCGCCCAAGGAAAUUCUAUUCUUUGAGCUGAACACCGGGGCCAAGAUGCCUUCGGUUGGGCUGGGGACGUGGCAGUCCGAACCCGGUGUCGUUGGCGACGCCGUCACCGCCGCCAUCAAGGCCGGAUAUCGGCAUAUUGAUUGUGCUCGAGCUUAUGGCAAUGAGGAUGAGAUUGGGCAUGCGCUGAAGAAGUUGUUUAAUGAUGGUGAAGUGAAGCGUGAGGACUUAUGGAUCACCUCCAAACUCCGGAGUACUGAUCACUUGCCAGAAGAUGUACCAAAUGCAUUGGACAAAACUUUGCAGGAAUUGCAACUUGAUUAUCUGGAUCUGUACCUGAUCCACUGGCCUGUUAGCAUGAAGAAGGAUUCAGUUGGCCUUAAGCCUGAAAAUCUUACCCAUCCUGACAUACCAAGUACAUGGAAAGCAAUGGAGGCGCUCUAUGAUUCUGGAAAGGCUCGAGCUAUUGGAGUAAGCAAUUUCUCUUCAAAGAAGCUUGGGGAUCUGUUGGAGGUUGCAAGAGUGCCUCCUGCUGUUAACCAAGUGGAGUCUCACCCUUCUUGGCAGCAGCCGAAACUACAUGCAUUUUGUGAAUCUAAAGGAGUCCACUUAUCUGCUUAUUCACCAUUGGGUUCCCCUGGUACGGGGGGUAUCAACAGAGACGUCGUCCUUAAGAAUCCAAUUCUGAAUACAGUUGCAGAGAAAUUGGGGAAGAGUCCUGCACAAGUGGCUCUUCGUUGGGGACUGCAAAUGGGUCACAGUAUACUGCCUAAGAGCACAAAUGAGGCAAGAAUCAAGGAAAAUUUUGAUGUUUUUGACUGGUCUAUACCUGAAGAUUUGUUGGCCAAGUUCUCUGAAAUUGAGCAGGAAAGACUACUUAAGGGUAAUUCAUUUGUUCAUGAGAACUUCGGUGCCUACAAAAACAUUGAAGAACUCUGGGAUGGCGAGCUGUGAGCAAACAUCGGAUUUUUGAAGCCCUGCGGUUUCUCUCGUCUUAUUUGAUCGUAAACUACUCUUGUGAAAUCACUGUUUUUCAGAAAUUUAAAGUAAAUAAAAGAGCAAUUGUGUUACUUGUCGCAUACUUGUGGUACAGAGAUGUUAAUCUCUUCACCGUUAGUUUUGGCCUAAAAUUUUUUUUUUU
Messenger RNA from Corylus avellana, 1205 nucleotides. RefSeq names its product NADPH-dependent aldo-keto reductase, chloroplastic. Gene Ontology annotation, molecular function: oxidoreductase activity. The record is from RefSeq and is a predicted model, not a curated record. NCBI's taxonomy places the organism in Eukaryota, Viridiplantae, Streptophyta, Magnoliopsida, Fagales, Betulaceae.